Sinocyclocheilus grahami is the source of this 5200-nucleotide messenger RNA. Its product is annotated as rho GTPase-activating protein SYDE2-like. Gene Ontology annotation, molecular function: GTPase activator activity. Bases 1 to 3939 code for a protein of 1312 amino acids. Gene Ontology annotation, biological process: regulation of Ras protein signal transduction; signal transduction; cell migration. The transcript has 8 exons. Lineage: Eukaryota; Metazoa; Chordata; Actinopteri; Cypriniformes; Cyprinidae. Gene Ontology annotation, cellular component: synaptic membrane. The record is from RefSeq and is a predicted model, not a curated record.
AUGGCUGAUCCUCUGCGGAGGACAAUUCUAGCCAAACUCAGGGGCAAGAAACCCAAAGGGAAAGACGCGAGCACCGCGAACCGGCCGAGAGAAGGUAAAGAAAAAGUUUCUCAAACGCAGACAGAGAGAGAUUACAUUUCACAUGCGAUGAGGGCUGAGGAGAGGUGUGUGGCCGCUCUCGGCUGCAGCGCGGCUCCCCGGUGCGCUGUGCGUGUCACCGGGUUCUCAGGGCCCGGGGGCCCCGCUGAUCAAAGCGAGCGCACCGAGCUGAAGCGUCUCCAGACGCCGCGGGUCCGCGGAGACUCGGUCGGCUUCAGCGGCUGCGAUUUAAAACCCCGACGAGAGGCUUUACAGCUAGCAGAUGGUCAAGAUCUAAAGAAUAAAGGACCAAAUGUUACACUACUCGAGCAAAAGGCCGGGGAAAACAUUAUGAGCGACUUUGAACGUCACGCCAGGGGCCCCCAGCCUCAUGUGUUUGAUUAUAUAGACGCGGAAAGCGAUUUAAUUCAGGUUAUAGAGAGUUCGCUGGAAUAUCAUGGAGAGUUUAGGAUGCCCGCAUUACAAAGUCCGAAUUUUUUCCCCACUGAUCUAAAAAUAACAGUGGCCCCUGGGCUGAGAGAUGGGGCCCCUCGACACCACUCAGUCGACAGCGAGGACGACGAUUAUUAUGAUAACCAAACUCUACCCUUUUAUGAGUCUCACACUCACUUGAAAGAGCGAAAUACGAAUAUCGGUGAGCCGAUAUCGGCGUCGGAAUCUAACGAAACCGACAGAUUGAAGUCCCAACUGAAAGAGGCGUAUUAUUUGCUAAUAAACACAAUGCACAACAUCAGAUUCGACGGUCAGGUCGAAGAUAACGAAUUUGUGGAUCAGGCCAGUAGCGCUAGUCAAUCCCACGGCAGCGUCAGCACAGAAAGCGACGCGUGUUCGUCCGAAGAACGUAACGAUUCUGCGUUUCUCGGACGAUGUGGGGUGGGUCUGACGGGGUCUUCGCAGAGCAGAAGCUUGCAGAAUAUUCACGACGCGACUCCCAAAACGACGCUCCAGCGGUCGGUGAGCGACAGCAAGGUGAAGUACUCGUCAAACCGUGAGGAAGAGUCGCGAGCCGCCGUCGCAUCGGGUCUCGAUGUGCAACAGGUGAACCCUACGGAAGCCCUCCCGACGCUUGCUUCAGCGCGCCGAUCCUGCGACGACGCAGCGGUGCCCAAACAUCCCGGAGUCACCGUCAACAAGAUGCAAGAGUGGAUGCAGAAAGGUCGCGUGCUUUCGUCCGAGAUGAAGCAGAGGAUCGCGGGUUCCUCGCUGAGAGCCAAUCACGUGAGGCAGCAGACAGAUGUCUGCAGUCUGGAGGAUGUGGCUGCUGCAGUGAUCUUGGGAAUACUCUCGGAUGACCGAAAGCCAGAAACUGGAGCACAAUACGUGGAGGAGGGGGACGAAGCGCCGGACCCAGCCGAGGACGACGCAGACGCCGAGGGAGAGAUCUGGUACAACCCCAUCCCAGAGGAUGAAGAGCGCGAUCUGCCGAACUGUGUUCCCGCCGUCAGAAUCCAGACGGGACGAGCCAGAGACGAAACACAGCCGCAGGAGGAGAGCAGAGCCACAGAUCCUUCAGAGCAAUCCACUGGUGGACUUUCUCCCUCUUCUAGUCCCAAUCUAGCUAAAAGGAGCACUGCUAUCAACUGGUCUUUUCCUGAUAAAAUCAAGUCACCACGGACUGUCCGAAAACUGUCCAUGAAGAUGAAGAAACUGCCUGAUCUGAGUCGGAAGCUUAGUGUUAAAGGGACCCCAUCUAGCACUGUGGCCAUCAGCAACGGCCAAUCAGAAACCAGGGCCCACUCACCUAGAGCCAAUGGGAUGGCAGAGUUGGGCCAGUCCCAGCCCAGACUGUCCCCGGCGGGUGUGACGACUGCAUUGGCGAGUGGUAAUGUGAUUUGGCGAUACCAUCUGGACAGCAGUGUUAUUUUGCAGCACAACUUUGAUAAGAGAAGGAGCAACACCAGUGGCGUUCCCAAAUCGGCCAGUAAGGGAGGUUACCUAAGUGAUGGAGACUCACCCGAACUUGUAGCCAAGUCAGGAAAGCACGGAAACUCAGACAGAAAGAACGGUAAAACCCCAGACAGGGAUCCCAAUGGGAAUGGCGGAAGUCCGAAGCUGCCUGGCACGGAGCUGGAUAUCGAUGCCUUCCGUUCGUACAGUUUCUCUGAGCAGCCAAAGUGCCUAACGUACAUCUCUGGACUAAUGAGUCUGCACUUCUAUGGCGCAGAGGACCUAAAGCCACCGCGGGUUGAUUCUCGCGACGUCUACUGUGCCAUCCAGGUGGACUCUGUCAAUAAAGCUCGCACGGCCUUGCUGACCUGUCGGACAGCCUUCCUGGAUAUGGACCACACCUUCAACAUUGAGCUGGAGAACGCUCAGCACCUCAAACUUGUCGUCUUCAGUUGGGAGUCAAUUCCGCGAAGGAAUCGAGUGUGCUGCCAUGGAACUGUGGUUCUCCCGACCUUGUUUCGUGUGAGUAAGACGCACCAGCUUGCGGUCCGCUUGGAACCACGUGGAAUGAUCUACGUGAAGCUGAGCCUCAUGGAGCAGAGGCAAAACUCUCUUGAUGGCCCAGAGGGGGAUCAUGAAAUACAGGUGUUUGGCCUAGAGGCUCGGCGCGUGGUAGAACGGGAAGCUUCAGGAUUAAUGGUUCCAUUGCUCAUCGAGAAAUGCAUCUCUGAGAUCGAGAGGCGGGGUUGUCAGGUGGUGGGUCUGUAUCGUCUGUGCGGUUCGGCUGCGGUGAAGAAGGAGCUGCGGGAAGCGUUCGAGAGGGACAGUCACUCCGUCGAGCUCUCGGAAAACAACUACCCUGAUAUUAACGUCAUUACAGGCGUGCUGAAGGACUAUCUCCGCGAGCUUCCUCAUCCUCUCAUCACCAAGCAGCUGUACGAGUCCGUUCUGGACUCGAUGGCCAAGAGGCCGCUGCAGAUGGGAAGCAGCGGCUGCGAGAACGACCCGGUCGACUCGGAUCACGCCGUCUGCUCACUGGAGCUCCUGCCGGAGGUUGAGAAGGUGACCCUGCGGAAGCUUCUGGAUCACCUGAAGCGCGUGGCGUCCCAUCACGAGGUGAAUAAAAUGACCUGUCAGAACCUGGCGGUGUGUUUCGGGCCGGUUCUGCUCAGCCAGAGACAGGAGGCGUCCUGCCACGGGAACCGGGUCUUCAUCGACUCCGAGGAGCUUGCCAGCGCUCUGCACUUCAAGAAACACAUCGAGGUCCUUCAUUACCUGCUCCAGCUCUGGCCAGUUGUGGACGCUCAGGGUAAAUCUUCUUCUCCGGUUCCUUGCCCGGUGGAGUCGCUCCCAGCAGCAACAGCUGCCGUAAGGAGGAGGAAAGAGCGUCCACAGGUGCUGAAUCUAACCGAGGCGGACAUGGCAGGCGUUUUGCGGCCCAGAGCUGGCCGCCUGGACAGUCCCAGUAACCGUUAUGCUGGGGACUGGAGUGGAUGCCAGGAAACGUACCUCCAACCGAGCUGCCCAGAGGAGGCAGACUAUGAUGACGUUCCCAGCGAAGAGUCUCCAAACGCAGGACAGGAGGACUUAACAAAGGGUACUGGAGAUGUAAUCCCUGAAAAAGAGUUGCCCGAGGUGGACGAGGCAGUGGAGAGGGUUGAGGAAAUGCAGAUAGAGGAGGAAGAGGAAGAGAGUGAGGAAGAGAAUACAAUAGUUUUGGACAAGCUACAAGUGGAGGAACCUGUUUCCACCAGCCCCUGCGAUCAGAUCCUCCCUGAUCACAAGGAGCACCAACCCAAAGAGCACACCUACCAGGCCUACAUGAAGAUUCAGGAGAUUAGCCCAGUCCUAAGCAACAGGGUCAACCUGCGGGACCUGCAGGAGAGCAUUGACACUCUAAUCGGCAACCUGGAAAGGGAGCUCAACAAGAACAAGCUCAACGUAGGGUACUGACUCUUUACCAGAACAGUUGAGAUAUGGUGGUGAUUGCCUAGAGACAUCAGCGCUACGGAACUUUCUUGCUCCCAUGCACACUUGGGAUGCAUGUACAAGAAGACAUUCCACACUUCUGAUUUGUUUUCAUUUGUCUCCUGGUCUCCAUGUUGUUGAGCUCAUCAUUGUUUUUCUUCUUAUGAGAAGAACUCAUUGAAUCCUGAGGGGGUGCACCAGGUGCCUUCAUUGUGUUAAGGUGGUGCUUACGAUGACAAGAGCUUUUUUUCUUUCUGCGGAGGUACAAAACAUUUCGAUGAAAACCAAUGCACUUAUGGGGCCUGCUGUUAGGCACGGCCAGUUCAGGUACAGGUGUAAAGCCUUAUGGUGGGAGAACUAGGUACUAUAGAUACAUCCUUAUACCAUGGGUACUCAGUCCUGCUCCUGGAGAUCCAGCUUCCACUUUAGUUCCAACCCUGCUAACACCAGAUAAUCAAGGUCUUGGGGUUCCCUUAAAGAGGUAGAUCACAGAAGCAGGAUUGAGUACCCUACCCUAACCCCAGCCCUACGACCCUGAACACUACAUCAGGGAUCUUGAAUGCAAAUUACCUAUUGAGGAGAUGGUGUUAGACUCCCUAAACUCUGAAUGCUAUAUCCAAACCCUAACCCUAUCCUGACCCUAAACAAGGGGUGUCCCAUUCUGCUUCUGGAAAGCCACCUUCAUCUCUAGCUCUAAUUAAACACACUUAAUCCAGAUAAUCAAGGUUUUGGGAUUCACUUAAAGAGGAGGUAGAUCACCAAGAGCGGAAUUGAGCACCCGACCCUGAACCCUGCAUCAGGGUACUUGAACGCAAAUUACCUAGUGAGGUGGUGUUAGUUGGUAGUUUAAAAUCCCUGCACCGUACUCCCUAAACUCUGAAUGUUAUAUCUUAACCCUAUCCUAAACCUUACACCCACCGUGUUCGAUCCUGAUCCUGGAAAUCCGGCUUCCUGUAGUCUUCACCCUUUAAACACACUUGAACAAGCUAAACAAGGUCUUGGGAUUUGUUUAAAGAGGAAGGUAGAUCACCAGGAGCGGGAUUAAGCACCCCAACCCAAUGACCCUAAACCUUAUAUCAGGGGUCUCAAAUGCAAAUUACCUAGUGAGGUGGUGUUUGCUGGUAGUUUGAGAUCCUUGCAACAUACUCCCUAAACACUGAAUGUUAUAUCUUAAAGAAUUAGAUCACUCCUGAAUUAAAAUUUCUUGAUAAUUUGCUCACCCCCAUGUCAUCCAAGAUGUUUAUGU